Fonsecaea pedrosoi CBS 271.37 is the source of this 357-nucleotide messenger RNA. RefSeq lists its product as uncharacterized. The record is from RefSeq and is a predicted model, not a curated record. The transcript has a single exon. Bases 1 to 357 code for a protein of 118 amino acids. Lineage: Eukaryota; Fungi; Ascomycota; Eurotiomycetes; Chaetothyriales; Herpotrichiellaceae.
AUGGCAACGACGGCAACGAAUGCUCCUCCUCAAAUCAAAACAACCCAGACUUCCCCUGCAAAGGAUUCCCCGAACACGAGCCACGACACUUGCACAAGCCCAGAUGACCCCGAACCAGCGGACAAGACCACCGAUCAGCAGCGUGACCCUAGCGACUCGGUCUCCAUACCACAUUUUGACGACCUCACCACAGAUGAGGCAGGGUUCAAGUCCUCAUUGACGAUCCGUGUUAAGAAGGACGCAUCGGGAAAACGCCGCCUGGUCUAUAGUAUCCACUGUUCGGGGAUCCGCAAAUACGUACAACGCGAACUCGAUGUGCUCUCCCCGGCUCCCUCCUCUGUAAGGAGCACUGAGUAA